AAGCCUUCUCCCGCAGCAUAGCUCGUCACUUCAGCCACCUCUGCAACAACCGGGAAAAGGGAGAAGCUCCGCCUCCAACCCGCGAAAAUGGUGAAAGGUCGCGAAGGAGAGCGCGUCAGACUCUACGUCCGAGGAACUAUCCUAGGGUACAAGAGGUCCAAGGCAAACCAGUACCCCAACACUUCUCUGAUUCAGAUUGAGGGAGUGAAUACCAAGGAAGAGGUAGCAUGGUAUGCGGGAAAGCGCUUGGCUUAUAUCUACAAGGCUAAGGUGAAGAAGGAUGGUUCGCACUAUCGCUGCAUUUGGGGCAAGGUAUCACGGUCUCAUGGAAACAGUGGUGUCGUUAGAGCAAAGUUCACGUCCAACCUCCCUCCCAAGUCCAUGGGAGACAGAGUAAGAGUCUUCAUGUACCCCAGCAAUAUCUAAGGUUUUGAAGAAGCUUGCUUGUCUCAGAAGAAACUGCUGUGUACUUGGGUUCUUCCAUCCAAGUUUAGCUUUGAUUUUUCAUGUGCCUUUCUCUUUUUGUUAGAGACAGUUUUGUUCUGUUUAGCAUGGUGGAUAUACGUUGUACACCAUUUCCAUCAAUUCCAGUUUCAGUAAUUCCCCAAUCAGAUGUUCUUGUUUGAAUGCUCGAGUAAUCAAAUCCUCCUUUGAACUCUGUGUUUCAUUAUUUAUAUGCUAUU
This is a messenger RNA of Linum tenue, 683 nucleotides long. Lineage: Eukaryota; Viridiplantae; Streptophyta; Magnoliopsida; Malpighiales; Linaceae. The record is from the annotation of a GenBank genome assembly.